CAGCCUCUCGCGGCGCCCGGGGGCGGGCCGGGGUCGCGGGACCGCUGUCCGCGGGGGUCGCUCUCAGCGUCCGGCGGCCUUGGCGUUUCUCUGGGAAAAGUGCUUCCUUCCGAGUUCCCCUCCCGCCUCCAUUUUCCAUCGAGGCUCUUUUCCCGGUUACUUUGUAAAAGCCCUUUUUCGUGAGCGCGACCAGCCUUUCCCAGAGUCCGCGGGUGUCUGCCUGCUGGAAGCUUGCCGGGGCGCUUCAGCGGGAGACGGCGUGCCGCCUUUUCAGCCGAGCCCUCGGUGUGCUCUGCCUUUGGCGUUUCCUUUCUCAUCAGCUCGGUUCUUUAAGCUACGUGUCUUCUCAAAUUGUCAUUUGACUCCGGUUAUGGUGUUUUGUUCCGUUUUGAGAUGGAAGAUUUCGAGUGUUUAAUGGUCAGGUAUUUACCCUCGAGGCUUUGGGCUUUGUGCUGUGUUUUAAAGGGCUUUCCCUAUUCCAAGAUUAGUUUUUAAAUAAAUUCUUGUUUUUCUCUGGUACUUGUGAAAUGUUGGCUCCAUCUGGAAUCAUUUUGGUGUGGGGCAAGUUGGGAAUCCAGCUUCAGUGUUUUCUCUAAAUCCUGAUAUUUCUGACACAACCUACUGAGUAAUUCAUUUCUCCAUUGAUUUGGAAAAUCACCUUUGUCACGUGUUAAAUUCUCCCAAGUCUUGGGCCCAUUUCUGGGAUUCAUGGUGCUUUGAUGUGCAAAGGUUUUGAUUUUCAUGCGGCAGAUCUGUGGAUCUCUGCCCCCCAGACUUUAUUCAAGUUGUUUUUAUGAUGUGAUUUUAAAAUUUAUCUCCUUCAUUCAUUAGCCGAAUGCGUUCAGUAUAUGAUAUGAAAUGAUCUCAUUUUUUUCUGUCGUUUUUUUUUGUUUUUUUGUCGUAUUUUUUUAAUCUCUGGUUUUGCUUAGCUUUCUGGGAGAUAAGUUGAGCCUUGUGCAAAGGGUUACUUGGACAAGUAACCCUUGUCCAAGUGCCGGUUACUGGACCGUCUUCCCCGGGAUCCGUUUGUUUAUAGACGUGGCCCUGCUCUGCCCCUUCUAGUCCAGGCCCGCUUGGCUCUCGGAACCACGGCUUUGUGGAUACAGUGGGCAGAAUUAGCAUCACAUUUCUAAGGUUUAUUUUAACCUUGUGUCUUGUUGCCAUCUGUGAGUAGAACCUUUUUCCCUGUGUAUUUCCUGACUCCGUGUUGCUGGUAUGUAGAAAAGCUAUCCGCGUGGACGCAUGUUUGUGAUCAUUUACUUCCGAUGGUUGCAGGGUUGUGCUUUGGGCUUAGGGGUGGCUCAGAAGUGCCUCUUUGGAAGGUGAUUCCACCCUGGAGGGUGGGGCUCCGUGGAGAUGAAGAAAGGGGGCAGGCCUUCCAGCAGGAAAACCUGGGGGUGAGGACGGUGAGGAUGAGGGGGGACCCUGGUAGCCACCCACCCCAGACCAGGGACUGGGAGUGUGCCUGUCAUGCCUGUCACUGUGGGCGGGGUCUUUGGAAGGAAGGCUCUUUUACAUCAAGAUCAUCAGCAGUUCCAGCAAGAGCGAUAAGUUACUAAAGCUUAGCUUACAGAACAAAAUAAUAACAAACGUUAAGUCCUAAGCUCUUUGCGUCUCUGCAGUCCCGCUUUUAGUUCCUGUCCCUUAGUCACCACCCGAGUCAUACCUCACUCGGCAGAGUCUCACUGCAGUGUGACCACUGCUGCAGAGAAUGUUGGCCUGUUCUGGUUUGUUUGGGUUAUUCCCUGGCAGGAGUUCCAAAAAACGAAAUUCCUGCAUCUGAAGAAUGACGGUGACCCGUGGGUGGGUGGGUGACUGUUGCGGGCACCCCUGGGGCGGGUGCUUUUUGUACUUGCCGCUGUGUUGGGGCUGGCAUGGCCUCCUUAGGCAGCUCCUCAGAGCCAGUUCUGACCCUCGGUGGUGCUGAUUCCGGCUCUGGGGACCGUCCAAACAGGACUUGUCCUGCCUACCUGUUCGCCCUUCCUGAUGCCUGGAGCUCUGGGCAUCGAGGUGGGGGUGGCCUGGUAAAAGCCAGGUUCAGUGCCCAGGUGGCUCUUGUCCUCCCUGUGGUGUCGGUUAGCGGCCUGCAGUGUUUUUUGCACGUCUUUGCAUCUGGUACAGACUUGUUCCAGGAGACCCAGACCUUAUCUACCAAAGUGCAAGUAAAGAAAAAUGAAAAACUAGUUAGUACCACUUUUAAAAUUUGUUUUCUUUAUUUUUUAUCAGGAUGUAAGUGUCUUAUUCCAUUUGGGCUGCUAUAACAAAGCACCACACACCAGGCAGCCUAUAAAACAACAGACAUUGAUUUCACAGUGUGGAGGCCGGAUGUCCGAGGUCAGGGGGCCAGCAGGGGCGGGUGAGGCCCUCUUCCUGGCUGCAGACUUCCUGUGUCCUCACGUGGAGGAAGGGGCAGGGGAGCUCUGUGGGGUCUCUUAUCAGGGGGACUCCACCUUCAUGACCGAAGCACUCCCAAAGGCCCCACCUCGUAACACCCUCACGUUGGGUAUUAGGAUUUCAACACGUGCAUGUACAAUCGGGGGACGCAGACGUUCAGACCAGGGCAACAAGCAUACUUCAGGAUACUUCACGCUCUUUCCCUUGGGCAGUUUGCAGAGGUCUUUUGCUUUUGUGCUUCUCUGGGACUCACCGCAGGUGGGAAUCUUGUCCCCUUCUCCCUCUCCACCCCUCUGUGCCUCAGGCCUGUUGGCCGCUGGGUUUGAGUUAAUCCCAUCAGGUGACGACGCUUAGUCAAGUGCUCUCACCUGAGAGGAAGUGUGUCAUCUCUCUGUCUUACUGGUGUGGACAAGGGCUCGCACCCCCUCGUGGCCCUGAGGUCAUUGUGAAACAGGAGCAUCGUGGACACACUCCAUAUCCCAUGCUUUUGCUGACCCGUCUGGCCCCCGGGUGCAGCCUGAAUCUUGGUCUUAGCAGGUGCCGGACUGGUGUGUGGAAGGACUGUGGCUUUGGCAGCAGCACCAUCCCAAAGCCUGCUUCUGAAACCACACGACUCACAUGGGAUUCGAACUCAUGGGAUGAGACUCGAACUCACUGUCUUUUAAUUGAAACCACCCACCUAGGCUCAGGACUUAAUGAAGCUCAGGUUCUGUAUGUCAGCGGUCCCUAACCUUUUUGGCACCAGGGACCGGUUUCGUGGGAGACGGUUUUUCCACGGACGGGGUGGGGGGUAUGGUUCAGGCAGUAACGCCAGCGAUGGGGAGCGCCACUCACCUCCUGCUGUGCGGCCCGGCCCGGUCCGGUACCCGCCCGCGGCCUGGGGGUUGGGGACCCCUGCUCUGUGUCUCAGCGCAGAAGGAAUUCAUAGUAAGAGGCAAAGUGAUAGGUGAGAAGUGGAAUUAUUUAGGGAGGUACGCAUUCCUUAGAAUGUUGUCCGUCUCAAAAGGCGAGAGCGGCCCUGAAAUACGGGGUGGUUACUUUUUAUGGGCCGGGUGGUUUCAUAGGCUAACAAGUAGGAGGGUUGUUCCAGCUUUUUCAGGGGAAGGGCAGGGGCCUCGGAACUGUGGGGCCUGUGGGUGUGUCAUUUAGCUGAUGUACUACAGUGAAUAUAUAAUGAGGCUCUGGGGGGCGAGUCUUCCACCAUCUUGGGCGUAGUUGGUUCUAACCAGUUUUUGUCAUAUCUGACAUCUGUGUCGUUCUUUAAGGAUUGUGCUCUGCCCCCUCCCCUCCUGGUUUCACGUCCCUCCCAGGAGGGCGUGCACUGCCUAAAGAUGUAUCUGCUGCACCUAAAUAUACCAGGUGACUUUCUUACCUGAGAAAGAGCGUAUCAGAAACUCCGCUUCCCCAGUGCUGCUGGCGGCACAUGUUCACCUGGCACUUGUUGCUGUUCUGAAGGGUGGAGUGUGGUCUCCUUGCUCCUGUAAUUUCAUACACUUAUUCAGCAAACAUUGAGCCACUGGCUGCUCUGCUGGGGCAGGAAGGGGGGUGUGAGAACGACGAGGCAGAGGACCCCAAGGGGGCUCAGGAGGGGCCUCAGUGAGAGGGUGACAUGGCCAAGCACCAGCCGAGGGGCAGGAGCCACCCCAGCCAAGGGGGGGCCCGGACAGGGCUGAGCAGUCUCAAGAACGGUGUAGGGACGGGGUGAGGGUGGCCUUGGAGCCGAGAACAGUCACUGUGUUCCCAUGGCGGGGCAGGACAGGACGGUCUGCUGAGGGCCCAGGUUCUGGAUCAUAUGCAGGUGCCAGAUCAGCUGGGGCAGAACUGGGUGGAGGGCGGGGUCGGUGUUUGAUGUUAAGUGUCUGAGGUGCUAGAGGACACCCACGUGGAGAUGCCCGGUGGAGGGAAGGAGGUCACCAGUUCAGCACACCAAAGGGAGCCCCUGGACUCCACUGGACAUUCAGGCCUGUGCCGCGGGAAGCAGCUCAGGUCACAGACACGGGCUCGGGCAGGAGCUGGCCUGGCCCAAGGCCUCGUGGCUGGCCACCAGCACCCACUGGGGAGGCUGUGAAUGGGGCGCCUGUGGGCGCUCAUUAUUGGGUCCUGGCCAAGGUAUGGUCAUCCCGUAGUGCAAAUGACUGUCCUCUGCUGGGUUCCCAGAGGACCAGAGCUGUGCCGUUAACAAAGGUCGGUAUCUGCUUUUGGGUGAAUUCUGGGGGUACUUUUAUUCACUCUUUGAAUUCUAAUCGAAGACUCCGGUUGGAAUUCUAAUUAGAGCCAUGUUGCCUUUACACGCACAGACGCACGCGCACCCACGUUUUGGGGGAUGGGCAUUUCCGGUGGACGGAGGGGUGGGCGGUGAGAGCCAGCCUCUCUCCCCGCCAAGGCUCCUGUUACCCAGAGGCAGCCACGGUCACGAGUUCAGUGUGUAUUUUCCUGAAGGUUGUGUGUGUGAACGUGCUCAUCCACUGGGCGUUUUACAAAGAAAGUGAGGUGGUGAGUCCCUGACUUGCUCCCCCAGAGGCCCACGGUGUGAGGGGAAGCGUUCUGCUUGGUGAGGUGCCUGCCUGAGGGGGUUGACCUCAUUCUUGCGUCAUUUUUCCCCGAGCAAUCUGCCUGCUGGGCUUCUGUGUCCCUGUUGCGGACCCUGGACUCGGCCUCCAGAUGAUGUCAGCCCCAUCGCCCUGCCAGGGGAGCUCUUGGCACCCCCCUUCUGUCUGGCAGUUGGCGUGUGACAGAUAGCUUACUUGGCCUGGCAUUUCCCCAGAACCUGCCCACCCUCGGGCCUCCCUGUCAGGUGCUCAAACCAAAUCCCUGGGUCACUCUGGACUCCCACCAGAACCCAACCCCCGCUGGAGCCGCCACCGGGGCAGGACCAGGCGUGGUCGGCAUCGGUGGGCCCACAGGAGGGCUGUGGUCAAGCCAGGCAUGCAGGGCCUGGCAUGGGGUCCCCACAGGAGUGCGGCCCUGGCAGGACUGUCCACGCCCAGCAUCUCUGGAGGCAGCCAGGCCCGGUGCCUCCCUGGAUGACAGCUUGGCUCCUGUGAGGACACGCUCACCCGGGCCUGUGCGCACACUGCAGGCCGUGCCAGUCCCACAGGCUCCUCCGAUUUCCAUCUUCCUCAGAGACCCCAGGGACCAGGUGAUGGCAGCGGCCAGGCUCCUACCGCCACCGGCGGUGCCCCAGGCCAAGGUGACCUUCGAGGACGUGGCCGUGCUCCUCUCCCAGGAGGAGUGGGACCGCCUGGGCCCUGCUCAGCGGGGCCUCUACCGACACGUGAUGAUGGAAACCUAUGGGAACGUGGUCUCCGUGGGAAUUCCAGGAUCCAAGCCCGAGGUGAUCUCACAGCUGGAGCGAGGAGAGGAGCCGUGGGUCCUGGACAAACAGGGAAAUGAGGGGCGCCGGGGCCUGGGCACUGGCCGCUCAGACAACUUCACGUGCGACCACAUGACAGCUUGUGUGCAACAAGACAGCACGUCCUGUCCCUGGGGAUGUGAAAACAAGGAGCAGGACCAGAACAGAGACUUGAGUCUGAGACCGCUCACUUCAGAGGAGAUAUCGAUGAUUCUGAGGAAAACCCCCGCCGAGUGGAGCGAUCAGGGAAGCUAUGAACCCGAGGAGAGCUUCUGUCUGAGUCCCAGCCAUGCUGGCCCCCCUGAAGGCCGGGCCUUGAGUCAGGGCAUGCCUGUCGCUCAGCGACCAGCCGUUCCUGGCGGGGAGAGACCCUACCGGUGCGUGGAGUGUGGGAAGUGCUUUGGGCGGAGCUCCCACCUCCUCCAGCACCAGAGGACCCACACUGGGGAGAGGCCCUACGUGUGCGGCGUGUGCGGCAAGGCCUUCAGCCAGAGCUCGGUCCUCAGCAAGCACAGGAGGAUCCACACGGGCGAGAAGCCCUACGCGUGUCACGAAUGUGGAAAGGCCUUUCGAGUGAGCUCAGAUCUUGCUCAGCAUCACAAGAUACACACAGGGGAGAAGCCACACGAGUGUCUCGAGUGUCGCAAGGCCUUCACGCAGCUCUCCCACCUCCUCCAGCACCAGCGCAUCCACACCGGGGAGAGGCCCUACGUGUGUGGCGUGUGCGGGAAGGCCUUCAACCACAGCACUGUGCUGCGCAGCCAUCGGCGGGUGCACACCGGGGAGAAGCCGCACGCGUGCGCAGAGUGUGGCCGUGCCUUCAGCGUGAAGAGGACGCUGCUCCAGCACCAGCGGGUCCACACCGGGGAGAAACCCUAUGCCUGCGGCGAGUGUGGCCGUGCCUUCAGCGACCGCUCCGUCCUCAUCCAGCACCACAGCGUGCACACGGGCGAGAAGCCCUAUGAGUGCAGCGAGUGCGGCAAGGCCUUCCGGCACCGCUCCACCCUCCUGAACCACGAACGCAUCCACACCGAGGAGAAGCCCUAUGGCUGCUACGCAUGCGGCAAGGCCUUCGUGCAGCACUCCCACCUGACCCAGCACCAGCGGGUCCACACUGGCGAAAAGCCCUACGUGUGCAGCGAAUGUGGCCACGCCUUCAGUGCCCGCAGGUCCCUGGUCCAGCACCAGCGGGUCCACACAGGCGAGAGGCCAUUCCGCUGUGCACAGUGCGACAAGGCCUUCAGCCUGAAGGCCACGCUGAUCGUGCACCUGAGGACCCACACAGGCGAGAGGCCCUACGAGUGUAGCCGCUGUGGCAAGGCCUUCAGCCAGUACUCGGUGCUCGUGCAGCACCAACGCAUCCACACAGGUGAGAGGCCCUAUGAAUGUGGGGAGUGUGGCCGUGCUUUUAACCAGCACGGCCACCUGAUCCAGCACCAGAAGGUGCACAGGAAGCUGUGACCUUGGCCGCACACAAAGCUGCACUUGGGAACUUGGGCACCCACAGCCCCUGGAAGCCUCCAGUACAAGGGAGGUGCCCAUCACCGUCACCAAGUGUCACUGAGAAACUCAAGGGAAGCACUGACACGUCUCUGGAAGAACUUCAGAGGAUGCCUCUUUUGUUUCUCUCAACUUCUUGAGGUUACAUUGCAGAGUAAUUACACAAUUGUAGAGAAUUUUGGUGAAGACAGUUACAAUUCAUUAUUUAACAUUAGUUUAUCAGAAGUGAGGAAGUAAAGGAAGUUACAGCAUAAGGAUUACUGUCAAGGUAAAACUUCCUCACACUCCAAAUAAAGGUUUUUUUCUUAGAACAUUAUAUGCCUUUCCUAAAUUCAAUGACUGUUCUGAUUAUUGCACUUAAAAUUAGAAUGUUGGACAAUAUUUUCAGUGUUCUGUUAAGCACUACAAUGCUGUGUGGAUAAAAUGAUAUAAAAAAGAUUGUCACCAAGUGUCGUAAUGUAUUAUGGCUGAAAAUCCUGUGUGUGUGGAACCACUUGUUUUGUAUGAAAACCGGGUGGCAGGGGGGUGGGGGGGCAGGACUCUAAAGAUUAAUUAGUGAGAAAUGGUGUAAAUUUAGAAAACCAUUUAUCUAGUCCUUUUACUUUUCAAGAUCAGAAGAGAUGUCCUAACUUACUUAUUAGUGAAGAUUCAACUCAAAAAUGGAUCUUUUCCUCAAAACCUGUGCACAGAAAUCAUGGGAUGUCUUGGGCUUCUGGGCCCAUGUAGGCUUAGGAGGCCUCUUCACACUCAGAGCCCAGACCUCACAGCUGCUACACCACAUGGGUGCCUCUUUAUACACUAUGGUGUUUCCCAAAAAUAGUGUUACUAAAAAGACAGUUCUUUGGCACAUACUUUUAAAACAAUAUUCUCAAAUAGCUUUUUGUUUACUCUUUCUGAUAUUUCUAUUCCUAUGACUGAGGGUUUUCUUUCAUUUUUUACUCCCAGUUCCAAGAGUCUAGUAUUCAUUGUCGUGUACUGUGAUUAAUCUAGUUUAUCCAUAAUUUUUAAAAGUUUUUUUCUCUCUAUUGAGAACAUAUCAGCUUCUCAGGAAAAAUCAAGGACCAGAGUGUUGAUCCUUUUUUUUUUUUUUUUUUGGCUCUGUUGGGUCUUCAUUGCUGCACGUGUGCUUUUCUCUAGUUGUGGUGUGCGGGCUUCUCAUUGCAGAGCACAGGCACCAGGCGCACAGACUUCAGUAGUUGUGGCACACGGGCUCAGUAGCUGUAGCUCUUGGGCUCUAUAGCGCAGGCUCAGUAGUUGUGGCACACAGGCUUAGUUGCUCCGCGGCAUGUGGGAUCUUCUCAGACCAGGGCUCGAACCCAUGUCCCCUGCAUUGGCAGGUGGAUUCUUAACCACUGCGCCACCAGGGAAGUCCUAGAGUGUUGAUCCUUAGGUCUGUAGCAAUCACUGAUGCAGGUGAAAGCUUGUUUUCCCCUCUCUGCAGACACUGCUGAGAGGAGCUUACAUCACUCAGGUGUAACAUGAGAGAGGAACUGAGAUCACAGGGAAGCUACCAAGCUUUUUGACAGUCCAUGACUGGCAUCUGACUCCCGCUGCUACUCAGAGCUGAGCCCACCACUACUCAGGACACAAUUCCUAAUCGUGUGGAAGUUAGAGUAAGAAACAGUCAUGUUCCAAGACAAGGCUGCCCACUCUCACCACCUCUAUUCAACGUAGUACUGGAAGUCCUCGCCACAGCAAUCAGACAAGAAAAAGAAAUAAAAGGCAUCCAAAUUGGAAGGGAAGAGGUAAAGUUGCCAUUAUUUGCAGAUGAUGUGAAUACUAUUGGGUGGGCCAAAAUGUUCAUUCGGCUCUUUCUUUAAGAUGGCUCAGUAGCACUUAAUUGUCUUUAACUUCAUUAAAAGCAAUUUUGUUAGACUGUAUGUGACAGCUGUCAUAUCAGCAUGCAUAUAAAAAAAGACGUACCAAAAGUCUUGAAUUUCUGUGUAGCCAUUUUAAUAUCGAAGAUGGAAGAAAGAGCAACAUUUUCAGCAUAUUAUGCUUUACUAUUUCAAAAAGGGUAAAAACGCAACCUAAAUGCAAAAAAAGACUUGUGCAGUGUAUGGAGAAGGUGCUGUGAAGGACCAAGCGUGUCAAAAGUGGUUUGUGAAGUCUUGUACUGGAGAUUUCUCGCUGGACAAUGCUCCGUGGUCGGGUAGACCAGUUGAAGUUGAUAGUGAUCAAAUAGAGAACAUUAACUGAGAACAAUCAACGUUAUACCACACGAGAGAUAGCUGACAUACUCAAAAUAUCCAAAUCAAGCGUUGAAAAUCACUUGCACCAGCUUGGUUAUGUUCAUCACUUUGAUGUUUGCGUUCCACAUAAGUUAAGUGGAGAAAACCUUCUUGACCAUAUUUCCCAUGCGAUUCUCUACUUAAACAUAAUGAAAAUGUUCCUUUUUUUUUU
Molecule: messenger RNA, 9649 nt
Organism: Physeter macrocephalus (sperm whale)
Lineage: Eukaryota; Metazoa; Chordata; Mammalia; Artiodactyla; Physeteridae
Gene: ZNF250
Product: zinc finger protein 250
Exons: 6
Coding region: 5537-7207 (556 amino acids)
Biological process (GO): regulation of transcription by RNA polymerase II
Cellular component (GO): nucleus
Molecular function (GO): RNA polymerase II cis-regulatory region sequence-specific DNA binding; DNA-binding transcription factor activity, RNA polymerase II-specific
Source: RefSeq, a predicted model, not a curated record